CAUGAGGCUACCACCACAUCUGUGGCUACUUUGUCUAUCCUUCGUGAACUUCAGUUCAGCAACUCAGACAAAUGAGGUCUACAACGAAGAACUGACAUUGCGACCUCUGUCGGAUGGGAAGCUCUCUGCUCGAUUCGCUUUCAAAACACUACUCAAAGAUGUAGCCCCUCGUGUACCACAUAGUCUAGGGACGGAUGAUACUUCACAACAUUAUACCUUGUUCCCUCUGGCACUCGGACAGAUCUUACGUGAAUACGCCAUCACAGAGCUUCACCUAACGCUGAAUGCUGGGAAGUGGGAUUAUGACCGGUGGGGAUACCCAGACGAGUCUAGCGUUGGCAGUGGUGCAGAGUUGUGGGCAUGGAUGGGAGACGGUGCACCAUCCAGUAUCGACGAACGAUGGCAAGGUAUGCAAAAUGCGCUUGCAGGUCUCUUCUGCGCCUCCUUGAACGGAAUGGACAACCAACGCACAACAUCCCCCACACGCGCCUUUCCUCCCUCUGGUGAUCUUCCCCUACUUCCUUCGCCACAUACCCAUGCUCUACGCCACGCGACCCUAGCCGCAGAACACGUCUGUACUGAAAACCUCACACCGUUCCUGAAGCUCUUGCCUUGUCCUGGACGCGCAGGGAUUGCGGCUUUGCUUGCGCCACAUAAGAUAUUCGAUACGAACUGGCAUGGACUGGGAGUACAUGUCAGGUGGAAGGCAGGAGAGGGAGUCGAGUUGGUAUUAGCGGUUCAGGCAGUAUUUGAUCCUGUGAGGAGCUCUGGUGACGACAAGAGAGACUGGGGCUUUCGGAGUAUAUUCGACCGAACAAUACCUCGAGCAUGUCCUGUAGCGAAUUCCAGCGAAAUACAUGUCGAACUACCGUCAAACAUAGGUCCAGGUUUUUCAUUGACACCGGAGCCGUUGUCGGUCACGGAUAAGAUAGCCACGUACGAUGUCACCUCAGACAUCCAGGAACUAGAUGUGGUCAUGAAAUGGCCUGAGGAAGGAGCGUUCACAUACCCCCUCGACUUCUCUUCACUCACCGACUUUUCCGUACAACGCACACUGAAGGGUACCAGUCAAUCUCACGGAAAGAUCUCGCUCGUCAUACGCAACAACCGUGCUUCCGAGAUCCAAGUUUUGUAUCUCGAAACUAUGCCCUGGCAUGUCGAAUUCUAUCUUCAUACCCUUCGCCUUGAAUGCCAUUAUCCAGAGACUAUACCCUGUGACCAUCUUCUGUCGAACCUAACAUACACGCCGCCAGUACCUCAUGACCGUCCCGCUCUCCUGCAAACCAUCCUUACCCUACCACCGCUGACCACCGUUCACUUACAUGCAAACAUCCGCAAGUCUUUCCUCCGGUAUACAGAACACCCACCAGAUGCGCAGCGCGGCUGGGAUCUCCCACCAGCCGUCUUCGUGCCCCUUACCUCUGUCGACGGACCCUCAUCCUCAAUAAACACUUCAGAGGGUUCUCAUCCCCAAGCGCAUGGACGAUCAUCAAGAGCGAGGAGCUGGGACGGCGUUCGUCGGCUCUAUACCCCUGUCCUCCUGGUGGAGCUCGCCACACCGGAUUUCAGCAUGCCAUACAACGUGAUCAUCAUGAGCUGCACUCUUAUCGCACUGAUAUUUGGGAGCUUCUUCAACCUCUUAACGAGGAAGUUUGUGGUUGUGAAGAUACCUGCUGCUAGUGCGAAGGAGAAGGAGGAAGAUAAGAAAGAGGAGGCAGUGAUGGCUGCGGCGAACUUGGUGGAAGAAAGGGAGGUGGAAAAAGGAGAUGAAGCGGAGAAGUGACCGGUUCUUCGGCUCGAAAUUAGUCAUUGCUUUACAGGAUAUCUC
Molecule: messenger RNA, 1828 nt
Organism: Stereum hirsutum FP-91666 SS1
Lineage: Eukaryota; Fungi; Basidiomycota; Agaricomycetes; Russulales; Stereaceae
Product: Gpi16 subunit GPI transamidase component
Exons: 7
Biological process (GO): attachment of GPI anchor to protein
Cellular component (GO): GPI-anchor transamidase complex
Source: RefSeq, a predicted model, not a curated record